UUGGCAAAUCACAUUAUCUCUCCCGAUAUUCGGAUCCGAGACCUUUGUGUUACAAGGAUAGACCAACUGGCAGAAAAACCCUUACCAAAAGGGGUCGUCGGGGCUGUACGGGAUGUACAAGUACACAGCCACUUCCGAUCAGACAGGGGAUGCCUUGUGUGGAGAGAGCAGUAUUGAUUUAAAAAGACAAACAUAAUCAACUGUUAAGAUAUUUUACCUUUUUAAUUUCAGAAUUAAAAAGAAGAUAGCAAUCAUAAGUAUACUAUCCUACCUGACAAUCUGUAAUUUGUUCUGGACCUUAAACAACGAGUUUUCGAAUAAUGGAGACGAAAUUCCAGUUAUUGAAAAUGCUGAGAUAGUGGAAGGAAAAUAUAACAAACAGAAGAAGUCACACCAUGUAGACAUCAAUCAAAUGAAAAAUAUUUCAUACCCUUUCAGUUGUCCAGAAAAUUACAACCCUGACGCAUAUCCGGGACGUUUAGCAGAGGACAUCCUUUGUAUGAAAAGGCCUAAGUUUUUAGAAAAUAUGAAGAAUCCCUGUUGGAAUGAGAAAGACAGAAUGCGCUGCUUGCCAUACUUUCAUAUUGUAGGCGUGUGUAGGUCUGGUGUAGCGGAUCUGUAUAAUCGAAUGUUAAUGCACCCUAAAAUUGUGGGUAAUACAGGACCGCACUCAAGGGAAACUGACUUCUGGUCUUGGAAACGAUAUGGUCUAAGUUUCUUCGACAUGCAACUUAUCAACUAUGGUGAUUUUUAUACUCUGUCAGAUUUUAGCAACUUCUUUGAAGGAAUACAGAGAAGAAGUAAAGAAGAAAAUAAAUACGAUCUCAUAACAGGUCAUGCCGAUGCCAUGGAUUAUUGGCAAGCUUUUGACUGGCGAAAAAUACCACAGAACAAUCCAAAGUCAACUGUACCUACAUAUACCACACCAGACUUAAUAAAACAUAUCAACCCAAAUAUCAAAAUCAUCCUUAUGAUCAGGGAUCCAGUAGAAAGAUUAUACAGUCAAUAUAUCCAUGACAAAAGAUUUAUUAUCCGGGAACUGGAACCGGAUAGAAACAUUCCGGAUGACUUGUAUGUACGAAGAGUAAGUGAACAGAAGGUAGACCCAGAGACAUUCGAUGAAUACGUCAAAUCAUCGAUAGAUUUAUACACAACAUGCGUCAGAGAAUACGGAACACGUGGUUGUUUACAUGGAAUGCGAAUAUAUUAUAACAAGAGGCUUCCAUUAGUAGCGGGGUUGUAUAACGAAUUUCUUAAAGACUGGUUAAAAGUAUUUAAAAAGGAACGGUUUCUCAUAAUAAAGUUUGAAGACUACAUCAAAGAUACCGGUGGGGUAAUGGCAAAAGUGUUUGAUUUUUUAGAUGUUGACACUGUAGACGAAUCCACCAUUACUAAAAUGUCAUGUAGAAAGAAAAUUCACGAGCCAAUUUUUAAUUCAAAAGUGUUGCCAAUGUUGAACAGUACAAAGACGUUGUUGCGAAGAUUUUAUGAGAAAAGCCAAGUGGAAUUUCAAAAUCUACUUAAAGAAUAUCAAAUAGAAAUGAGUAUACAACCGUUGAUGCUGAAUGGCAAAGCUAUUGACUGUUCAAAACAUUAUAUUUCAAAUGAAAAAGAACUUUGACU
Molecule: messenger RNA, 1623 nt
Organism: Mytilus trossulus (common blue mussel)
Lineage: Eukaryota; Metazoa; Mollusca; Bivalvia; Mytilida; Mytilidae
Product: carbohydrate sulfotransferase 15-like
Exons: 7
Coding region: 413-1621 (402 amino acids)
Biological process (GO): hexose biosynthetic process
Molecular function (GO): N-acetylgalactosamine 4-sulfate 6-O-sulfotransferase activity
Source: RefSeq, a predicted model, not a curated record